AUGAAGAUCAUCGUGUUGCAUAGCUUUAAGGUACAGAAAAACAGGAACGGUCGAAUUUGGAUCCCCUUCUUUGGAAAUAUCCGAAGAGGAAAUCUCCGGACAACAAUGCUCCUGUUUGUGUUUUCUUUAUUUGUUACAACUGGAUUUAUUAUGAAGAUGACGAUUGACAGUAUGAAGUAUAAUGUCAGAAAGGAGUCUAACACAAUGCAGACUUCCUGUGAGAAAAAUAAAGCCUGGAAAGAUGUAUUUCAAUGUAGAGCACGUGUUAAGAAAUCAAAGAUGACCGUGCGAACGUUUUGGACGGAAGGUUUUAAAAAUCCCUGCUUUCGUAACCGGCGUAAACACGUGAUGGAUCACUCCUCGAAACUCCUCCAGUGUGUUCCCUACUUCUUUGUGAUCGGGUUCCCGAAAUGUGGAACCACAGACUUGUUUGAUCGAAUGUCACACCACCCCGAGUUCUUGCAACCGUCAUUUAAAGAAAUUCACUGGAUAUCGAGAUAUCGCUUCAUUUCACCAAGGAACGAUAGAUUGAAAUUUAUUGCCAUGAACAAAACGUAUCGUACAAAGGAUUUUGACAACGGAUUUUUUCAAUAUACCAGAGUCUUUUACCCUAUGGUGCUUGACGUGGAAAGGGAAAAGUUGCUGAAAAAUAGGACGCAUAUAGAAUACAAAAAAAUCACUGGCGAUUUUAGUCCAUCUACAAUAUGGGAUAAUGAUAUUUACUCCGCUCUACCGAUAAAUUAUAACCAGAGUGUUCCGAGGUACACGACAGCGGACUUUGUACAGCAAAUGAACGCAUGUGCAAAACUGAUCGUAUUGAUCAGGGAUCCUGUCCAAAGGCUGUACUCGGACUACCUGUUUUUCAAGGCUGCUAACAAAGGACCUGUAGAUUUUCAUAACAAAGUCACAUCUGCAGUCAGACUUUACAAUGACUGCAUCGAGAAAAGAGGAGCUGUGACAUGCGCAUUGGAUGCCACACUCGCACGAACUGUACACGUUCGUUUGCGCUUAGGAAUGUAUGUUGUUUAUAUACAGCAGUGGCUGCAGCGGUUUCCCAGAGACCAAUUUCUCUUUGUUAGACUUGAAGACUAUGCUAGAAGAACGAGAUUUGUUUUAGAUAAUAUAUUCAAUUUUCUACAAAUGGGGCCUGUUGAUAGGGAAACAAUGACAAAAAUGAUAUUUCAGAAUCCGGUAAAUACGCGUAAGGUGAACGUGGGAGGAAUGUUGUUGGAGACCCAGAAUAUCCUCACUGAUUUCUACGAACCAUUUAACGAACAACUUGCUGCGUUGCUAGGGGAUCAUCACUUCCUUUACCAUCUCUCUUGAGGGAAAUUAGCGAAGUACAGACGUUUAGUGCGAAUGAUCGUUAUCUGACAUCAUGUCAGUGAAUAUUACAGCUUAGGACGUGUUUUGUCUCAGUGCGUG
Molecule: messenger RNA, 1425 nt
Organism: Ostrea edulis (European flat oyster)
Lineage: Eukaryota; Metazoa; Mollusca; Bivalvia; Ostreida; Ostreidae
Product: carbohydrate sulfotransferase 15-like
Exons: 7
Coding region: 1-1326 (441 amino acids)
Biological process (GO): hexose biosynthetic process
Molecular function (GO): N-acetylgalactosamine 4-sulfate 6-O-sulfotransferase activity
Source: RefSeq, a predicted model, not a curated record